This is a messenger RNA of Podarcis muralis (Common wall lizard), 1869 nucleotides long. NCBI's taxonomy places the organism in Eukaryota, Metazoa, Chordata, Lepidosauria, Squamata, Lacertidae. The record is from RefSeq and is a predicted model, not a curated record.
GCUCCCUCUUCCCGGUGACUGCCAUGGCUGCUUCUGGGGGUCCCGUGCGAGAUCUCUGCGAGGAAGCCACUUGCUCCAUCUGCCUGGAGUAUUUCAGGGAUCCAGUGAUCAUCCCGGAGUGCGGGCACAACUUCUGCCGAGCCUGCCUGACCCAGUGCUGGGAGAAAUCCGAGGGAGAGGCUUCCUGCCCUCAGUGCAGGGAAAGGGUGGAGCAAAGCAGCAUCAGGAGAAACCAGCAGCUGGCAAAUUUUGUGGAAAUAAUUAAGAAAUUCAACCAUCCUCAAGGAGAAGAGAAGGAAAAGGAAGGGUCUGUGAGAAAGGACCAGGAGUCGCCAGCAAGAGCUUUUGUGCAGAGUGAUACAUCGAGCGUUGUGACACGUGCUUUGCGAAUACUAGCCGAGAAACUCGGUCUUCAAGAAGAAAAGCAGGAAGAAGGAAAGAGGAGGGUCUGCGAGAAGCACCAGGAGCCCCUGAAGCUCUUCUGCAAGGAGGACCAAAGCCCCAUCUGCGUGGUGUGUGACAGAUCCAAGGAGCACAAAAGCCACGAGGUGGUUCCUCUAGAGGAGGCGUCCCAGGAGUACAAGGAUCAGAUCAGCAGCUGCCUAGACAAUGUGAGGAAGGAGAGAGAGAAAAUUCUAGUAUUUAAAGCAAACACAGAAAAGGAAAGCCAAGACCUGCUUAAACAAACAGGUGCAGAGAAGGAAAAGAUGGUGGCUGAGUUCAGGCGACUGCACCAGUUUCUGGAAGAACAAGAGAAACGUAUUCUGGCCCAGAUGGCAGAAGUGGAGAAGGAGAUUGCAGCCCAAAGGGAGGAGCACCUGGCCAGACUCUCCAGGGAACUCUCCUCUCUUGACAGCCUCAUCCGGGAGAUGAAGGAGAAGCUUCAGGAACCAGAGAGUGAACUCCUGCAGGAUAUUGGAAGCUUCGUGCAGAGGUCUCAGGAGAAGGAGAACUUAGAGGAUCCUCCUGUGGCUUUUCCUCCUGCUCUGAAGUGGAAGAUCUGGGACUUCAGAGAUAUUAAUCCCUUCCUAAAGGGUGUCAUGAAGAAAUUGAGAGACACUGUGGAAUAUGGACUUCAGCUGCGAAAAGAAAACGUAACUUUGGAUCCAGACACAGCAAAUCCCUACCUCAUCCUGUCUGAGGAUGGAAAGAGUGUGAGUUGGGGAGAAGUGCGUCAAGACCUGCCAGACAACCCUGAGAGAUUUGACAGAUAUACCUAUGUGCUGGGAUGUGAGGUUUUCACAGCAGGCAGACAUUUCUGGGAGGUCAUUGUGGGAAGAGAGGAGCAUUGGGGGGUGGGGGUUGCCAUAAAGUCUGUGAAGAGGAAGGGCAAGUUCUCUUUUGGUCCUACGGACGGGAUCUGGGGUUUGAGGAAGUGGGGCGGUGGGUACACCCCACUUGAGGCCCCUGUUCCAAGUGAGGAGCCCAAGAGGAUCCGAGUGACCCUGAACUGUGAAGGGGGACGGGUGUCCUUUUACGAUGCAGACACAGCAGUCCUCCUCUACACAUUCCCAGCAACCUCCUUCUCAGGAGAGACCCUCCAGCCCUUCUUUUACAUAAGCAGGAAAGCGAAGCUGAGACUCUCUUGACUGAAGGUGCAAAGAAACAAGCGCGUAUUCGUUUCAGUCUGCUCUUUAGGACUGAGCUAACAAGCACUUGAGAAACCAUAUCUGCAGAACUGUGAUUGGCCAUCCCUUGUGUCAAUCAUGAUGCAGCUCUCUCUUCCUGGGCCAGCUUCGUAAAUGACAUUGAUUAAUUGGGUCCCCUGUCAGUCCCCAAAUUUGACUCUCUCCCUUGGGAAUCAGCUAUUUCUGUCUGUGCAGGAGGUACAAAGGGGGAAAGAAGCAAGAAAAUAAUUUAGCAAAUAAC